ACUCUGAAAUCGAAUCAUCACUUCUGCAAUUUCCUCUCCACCAUGGAAAACUCCUCUUUCCCUCGCCGAUUCGCCCUCCUCUUCGCCAUCUCCUUCACCCUCAUUCUCUGCGGCCACAUGAUCACCGCCACCACCGAAGGAUUCGAAGCUCCCCUCGCUCACUCAACUCCUCCACCGCCUCCGCCCGCUAUCCAUGAACACUCAUUCUUCUCCCACACCGCGCUCCUUCCUCCGAUCUUGUCUCACCUCGGCUUCCACCAGCUCGCAACGGCGGCGCCGUCGCUCUCCGACACCGCUGCCACUGGUUCCGCAGCCUGGACCGGUCCUUCCACUAUUUUUGCUCCCUCCGACGCCUCUCUCCGCACAUGCUUCUCUUGCUCCGUUCCGAACCUCCUCCGCGAACACAUCGUUCCCGGCCUCUUCACCAUCGAUUAUCUCCGGAAACUCGCUUUCGGCACUAAGAUCGAGACCUUGAGUCCAGGCCAUUGCAUCACCGUAACCUCCGAUACGCUCCAUCGGAACACGAACAACACCGCCGCGAAGGUCUUCGUCGGAGGCGUCGAGAUCACGCAACCGGAUCUGUUCAACAACGGCAUGGUCGUGGUUCACGGUCUUCAAGGCUUCGUCUCUCCGUUAUCUCCGUUCUCUUGCGACGUGGAGAGAAUGAACUCGCUCUCGUUUCCGUUCCAUCCAGAUCACCGAUCCGGUCACGCUCGGCAUCAUCUCCACCACUCCAACAGCCCCACGGCGCAGCCUGCUGCUAUGAUGCGCCUGAUGCUCCGAGACGCGAUGCUUCGUCUCCGCAACAACGGCUUCAGCAUCCUCGCCCUAGCGAUGAAGGUGAAGUACGCGGAACUCGUGACGCUGAACAACAUGACCGUGUUCGCCGUCGAUGACCUCUCCAUCUUCUCCGGUUCGCACGCAUACAUCAGCAACGUCAGGUUCCACAUCGUGCCAAACCAUUACCUGUCCAUCGCGGAUCUCGAGAAGCUUCCGGUCGGAACUGCUCUGCCGACGCUGGAGCAAGGCCAGUCGCUGCUCAUCACUACCUCAGGGGGAGGAGAGACCUUGGCGCCAAUGAGGAUUAACUACGUUAGGGUUAGGGUUUCGGAUGUGAUUCGCAACGUGAAGAUCGUGGUGCAUAGUGUGUACUUGCCGUUUCCGCAUAUUAAUCCUGUGGCUGCCGCUCAUGACAGUAUCUUAGGCGGCAGUGAAGGAGCGGAGAAUAUUCCAGAUUCUGCAGAGCAGACGACGCAAGGGACGUGCUCUGCUGUUGACGGACGUGGAAGUUGCGUCGUGCCUCCUAUGCCUGAUCAGGUUCAGGUCAAGCCAAUGGUGGAGAUCGAAGACCACCAUGGCCUGUGAAUAAUGGAUCAUCUUCUCUGAAGUGAAACUUUGUCACAUUUGUAGU
Molecule: messenger RNA, 1411 nt
Organism: Glycine soja
Lineage: Eukaryota; Viridiplantae; Streptophyta; Magnoliopsida; Fabales; Fabaceae
Product: fasciclin-like arabinogalactan protein 21
Exons: 2
Coding region: 43-1365 (440 amino acids)
Source: RefSeq, a predicted model, not a curated record